Molecule: messenger RNA, 304 nt
Organism: Nezara viridula (southern green stink bug)
Lineage: Eukaryota; Metazoa; Arthropoda; Insecta; Hemiptera; Pentatomidae
Source: the annotation of a GenBank genome assembly
AUGGAUUCACCGUUGAAGCAGAUUGUAUGCCGUAACUUUCCUUUGAUGCCUAUUGCGGAUCGAGUGGUUGGAACCAAAAGAGUCUUACACAAAUGGAAAGCUGCUGCACAAUGGUUCAUUAGUUUGACACUGAAGGGGAGUUGGAUUCGGGAGCUAUUUCCUCAAUACUAGAUAAAUUCACUAUAUUAAAGGUGUACAAUGCUAUGAUAAAGCCAUUAUGGAUGCGAAACCCAGACCAUAACCAGCACUCCAGAAAGAAGUAUUGAAUGAUUAGAGAGAAAAAUCCUAAGCGAGCUUGCAUCAU